Schistocerca cancellata (South American locust) is the source of this 711-nucleotide messenger RNA. RefSeq lists its product as uncharacterized. Lineage: Eukaryota; Metazoa; Arthropoda; Insecta; Orthoptera; Acrididae. The transcript has a single exon. The record is from RefSeq and is a predicted model, not a curated record. Bases 1 to 711 code for a protein of 236 amino acids.
AUGGUAUCCAUGUCCAAAUGUUGCGAGGGGGGUCGAGACGGCGCAGCGAGGGGUGGGGUCGAGACGGCGCAGCGAGGGGUGGGGUCGAGACGGCGCAGCGAGGGGUGGGGGCGAGACGGCGCAGCGAGGGGUGGGGGCGAGACGGCGCAGCGAGGGGUGGGGGCGAGACGGCGCAGCGAGGGGUGGGGGCGAGACGGCGCAGCGAGGGGUGGGGGCGAGACGGCGCAGCGAGGGGUGGGGGCGAGACGGCGCAGCGAGGGGUGGGGGCGAGACGGCGCAGCGAGGGGUGGGGGCGAGACGGCGCAGCGAGGGGUGGGGGCGAGACGGCGCAGCGAGGGGUGGGGGCGAGACGGCGCAGCGAGGGGUGGGGGCGAGACGGCGCAGCGAGGGGUGGGGGCGAGACGGCGCAGCGAGGGGUGGGGGCGAGACGGCGCAGCGAGGGGUGGGGGCGAGACGGCGCAGCGAGGGGUGGGGGCGAGACGGCGCAGCGAGGGGUGGGGGCGAGACGGCGCAGCGAGGGGUGGGGGCGAGACGGCGCAGCGAGGGGUGGGGGCGAGACGGCGCAGCGAGGGGUGGGGGCGAGACGGCGCAGCGAGGGGUGGGGGCGAGACGGCGCAGCGAGGGGUGGGGGCGAGACGGCGCAGCGAGGGGUGGGGGCGAGACGGCGCAGCGAGGGGUGGUGGUGGUGGUGGUGGUUGUUGGGAUGUUUAA